Molecule: messenger RNA, 1934 nt
Organism: Dreissena polymorpha
Lineage: Eukaryota; Metazoa; Mollusca; Bivalvia; Myida; Dreissenidae
Exons: 2
Coding region: 230-1189 (319 amino acids)
Cellular component (GO): membrane
Source: RefSeq, a predicted model, not a curated record
UGGUAUUCACUCACAUAUCUUGUAUAAAGGUGUAACAAAAACGCAGGAGGCCAAUUCUCAAUGAAGCUUUCGAAGAGGCGAUGAUGUAAUUGUUGCAAUUCGCGGUUCUUCAUUCUUUCAUUUUGUUUUAAUAGUGGUUCCAUUAGAUUCAAGAAUUAAAGAGAAGUUAGUUCUUGGAUAUUGUUCCUGCUGGUGUAUAUUGGGAUUUAGACAACUUCAAAACGCACAAAUGAGCGAAACAUUUAAAAAUGAGUUCACAUUUUCCAAUGUUGGAUUUUCGCAUUCUGACUCGGAAGCUCUUGUUUUUUCGCAGUGGAAAUGGAACCCCGGGAUCUAUUUGUCUUACCGCAUGCUCACGGCUGGGUACGCGCUGUUUGCAUUCAUCUACACAUUCCUAAAGGUUAAAAACCCUCAGCACAAUCUUAUGACGUACCUCACAAUAUGGUCGUUCCUCAUACUGACUAUUUAUCUCGUGAUGUCGGUGUUUGUGACGUCGUAUCACAUAUAUAUGACGUCACGCGGAAGAAGCCGUUCAGUCUGCAAGAAAUCGGUGUUGCCGAAGGCAGCGUACAGCGUAUUGAAUGGAAUCUCAACCGGGCUCUCCAACACAGGGUUCACUGAUAAGAGCAACGCCGGAGAUGUGGUCAAAGACGUCAACGAAAAAAUCGCACCAACUCCGUACGGCACUAAUAAUCAAAACGACGUCGAAUCAGCGACGUCAUCCCUUAGUGUAAAAUCCGAGGUAACGUGGUACAUGAUUAUGACGUGGAUAUUCGCGGAUAUAGUAUACGUGUUCGCUUUAAUAGUUACGGUUGUGUAUUUCGGAGCGCUGAAUCCAUCGAUAGGUCGUACUAGUUACGGGGACGUAAACGUACACGGCGUCAACAGCGUCCUCGUCUUGAUCGACGCCUUCGUCGUAGCUCGACCCGUUCGUCUUUUACACGCGCUGUAUCCGGCAUUAUACGGAUUAUGCUACGUCGUGUUUAACACCGUCUACUGGACGUUCGACAAGGACAACAACGUGUUGUAUCCAUACGUCCUCGACUGGAAUCACCCUGGGAUCACGUCAGCGUUCAUUGUUGGACUGACAUUGGUCGGAAUACCGUUUUUCCAGCUGAUGCAUUUCGGGAUUUACAAAAUGAGACUUUACAUUUAUAAACGAAUAUAUGGAUCUGAGGUCCCCGGAUGACAGACACAUCAUAAGUUGUUGUUUUUUGCUUUUUUUUCAACGUAAUGCUUUAUUCGUUGGAACUUUAAACGUCUAUAGUGUUGAGGAGCUAUAAAGAAAUAGGCUACUUAUUGAGAAAAUCGACUAGAAACAUGCUUGUAAAGCCUUAAUCUGUGUGAGUACUUUUUGGUAUAACUAUUGUUUGGAUUCGGACAUGUUGCAAUAAAAACAUGUCAAGAAAUGUACAGGCUAUACUAUACGUACAACAACAAAUGGCAUGUCACUUUGAUUGAUCAUUUUUGUAGAUCAUUGAUGGUGUAUGUAUUGAUUAUGAUGUAUCCUGUCACAUGCCUUUAAAUCAGCCUGAUAACCAGGUAACCUAAUAACCCCAAAAAAUAUUAGGCUAGUUGACCACGUGAUCUCGAAUAUCCGUCAGGCGCUCUGUUUAUUGUGAAAUUACUUCAUUUAUUGACGAAAUGACGUCAUUAUUCCAGCGAAACUAUCCAGUUAUACUCUUUUACACUGUAAAUAAACGGUGAAAAAAAAGCAUUAAAUAAAAAGAAAUAAAUGCGACAUGAUAAAUAGAAUAAUAGGUUGGUGACGGCUCACCCGAUAAAUUCCUCCGACUUGCCCGAAUCCACGUCACCAACCUAUUAUUCUCCAUAAAUUGUAUGAGUAGAUAACGCUAAUGCUUUAGGUUACUUUGCAUACUAUUAUAUGAAAGCCACAACGAUGUGUCAAAUAUAUACACGGACAGAAACGUUCA